AUGCCUGCCUUUCCAUACAAGCUUCACGAACUCCUCGAUGACGUGAAUGACGAUGCUGAACUCAGUGCCAUCAUAUCGUGGCUGCCAGAGGGCACAUCAUUCCGAAUCCACUCGUAUGAACAAUUUGAGAAGAGACUCUUGAAGCAGUACUUUCCUCGGCAAACACAGAUAAAGUCCUUCAUGAGGCAGCUCCAGUACUAUGACUUUGAGAACUUUGGUGGCGGUUUAUUCAGCCACCCUUGCUUCAAGCGGGGCCUGCGAAACAAGUGUGGCCAAAUCCUCCAUCAGUUGCCAACCAAGAGUCAAAAGGCAAACGGAGGUCGCACUCGUCCACUCAAGAGUCGAGGACGCAAAAAGAGGAUCCGCGCUUCUUCUUUUGCCUCCACAGCAGGUACCAGCUCUGGGUCAGUUCUCACGACCACCGCUGGGGAUGCCUCGGUGAUUUCCCAUGACUCCUCUGAAUCCUUCAAAGGUGGUGUUACAGCAGCAGACUCGAAACACGAUUCGUCACCCACUCUGUCUCCGACAAAAGCGAAACAAGCUGAUAGUAUCACUCGUGGCCCAUUUGCCGCUGAACUUGGCGAUACAAUGUCCUUGGCAAUGCCCCCUGCGGUCCAGUCAAUGAUUUCCCAGCAACAGCAAAUUCUCAUGAUGCAUCAGCAACAGACCUUGGCCCAGUUCCAACAGAUGCAAGCAAUGCAAAUGGCACGGCAAAAGUAUCUGUCCUGCCUUCAGCAGGAGAUGUUGCUGGAAUCGCUAUUCCGGAAUGGUAGCAACGGACAUAGUAUUAUGUCAUCAUCCAAUCAAGCGAUACCACAUCAAGUGUUUCAGCCCGAUACCACCAUUUCCUCCGCGAGUGGUGGUAAUAAACGACAGCAGGGUUGA
Molecule: messenger RNA, 885 nt
Organism: Cylindrotheca closterium
Lineage: Eukaryota; Bacillariophyta; Bacillariophyceae; Bacillariales; Bacillariaceae
Source: the annotation of a GenBank genome assembly